This is a messenger RNA of Glossina fuscipes, 398 nucleotides long. It is a transcript of the gene Dad1, whose product is annotated as dolichyl-diphosphooligosaccharide--protein glycosyltransferase subunit DAD1. Bases 53 to 391 code for a protein of 112 amino acids. The transcript has a single exon. NCBI's taxonomy places the organism in Eukaryota, Metazoa, Arthropoda, Insecta, Diptera, Glossinidae. The record is from RefSeq and is a predicted model, not a curated record. Gene Ontology annotation, cellular component: membrane; oligosaccharyltransferase complex. Gene Ontology annotation, biological process: protein N-linked glycosylation.
AAAAAAUUUAUAAGCGAAAACCACGUGAUAAGAAUAAAAGAGGAGCAACAAAAUGGUCAGCGUGAAAGUAGCGUUGGAGAGACUUUACAACGAGUACGCAAUGAAAACUCCAAAAAAGCUGAAGUUGAUAGAUACUUACAUGGGAUUUAUAUUUCUUACGGGCGUGAUACAGUUUUGUUAUUGUUGCCUGGUAGGCACGUUUCCAUUUAACUCUUUCCUUUCGGGCUUUAUAAGUACCGUAAGCUGCUUCGUAUUGGCCGUUUGUUUACGUUUACAAGCAAAUCCGCAAAACAAGAGUGUUUUUGUUAACAUUUCUCCGGAAAGAGGUUUUGCAGAUUUUAUUUUUGCGCACGUAAUUUUGCACCUUGUUGUUAUAAACUUUAUAGGCUAAAAUAAAA